AUGAGUUGCCGAAAUCAGAUUAUAAGCAGAAGUCAUGGAGUCUCUCCUUUUGGACGGCUUUCCUCCGGAACUUUUCCAGAGUGUUUAGAGUAUCUUGACAAACCCGCUUUCCUCAACCUACGUUUGACCAACCGUACCUUCUCUACUCUAUGCCGCCGCCACGUUGUUCACCUCGUCGCAGAAGAGAUGACGGCCAAGCGAGGCAUCAUAUGGAACACAGGAUCAUACAUACAUAAUGCUUCCAAAAAGGGCCUCCAUGAGAUCAUGUCAUUACUUCUGUCACUCAAGGUACCCGUAAACGAAGUUGACAUGUAUGGAGAGACGGCGCUUCACGUGGCAGCGCGCAGCGGCUGUGAGACUUGUAUACGGAGUUUGUUCCAUGCUGGCGCAGAUAUCGAUGUACAGAGCCGACAAGAAUGGACACCUCUCAUGCUCGCCGCAAGAUACGGGCAUGUCGAGGCUGUUGUUGAGCUGAUUCGUGACGGGGCUUCACUGAACCAGCGUGGGUUUCAUGGAUGGACGGCACUUCACGUUGCUGGGCAGCACGGGCACCAAGAAGUUCGAAACCUACUCAUCGAAGCAGGUUCAAGUGUAGAAGUUAAGGACAAUGACGGCGCUAAGGCUGGCACUGAGGCUAGCUUUGCUCGUUGUUGGGGCUGA
Molecule: messenger RNA, 660 nt
Organism: Colletotrichum truncatum
Lineage: Eukaryota; Fungi; Ascomycota; Sordariomycetes; Glomerellales; Glomerellaceae
Molecular function (GO): protein binding
Source: RefSeq, a predicted model, not a curated record